Messenger RNA from Phodopus roborovskii (desert hamster), 1864 nucleotides. It is a transcript of the gene Ripk3, whose product is annotated as receptor interacting serine/threonine kinase 3. Gene Ontology annotation, biological process: protein phosphorylation. The transcript has 10 exons. NCBI's taxonomy places the organism in Eukaryota, Metazoa, Chordata, Mammalia, Rodentia, Cricetidae. Gene Ontology annotation, molecular function: JUN kinase kinase kinase activity; ATP binding. Bases 190 to 1623 code for a protein of 477 amino acids. The record is from RefSeq and is a predicted model, not a curated record.
UGUUCAGUCACUCAUUCAAAGUAGGGGAACGACCUGGGAAGCGGAAUUCGGGACCUGGACCUCCCUGCCUGGAGUGAUCUAUUAAGAUCACUCCGUUUGCGGGUCCUGUCUUCAUCUCAGCCCAAAUCCCGAGCCGGCCAUAGACGUCCUUCCCGCUCUUUCUGUGCACAUAACUCCGGGAAGCUCCUGAUGUCUUCUGCCAAGUUAUGGCCCGUUAGUGCCUCGGCGGCCUCUCUCGUGUGCUGUGAAGAAUUGAAGAACCCGAAGUUCGUGGGCAAAGGAGGGUUCGGUACAGUGUUCCGUGCACAACACAGAACAUGGGGCCACGAUGUUGCAGUCAAGAUCGUGAACUCGGAGGUGAUAUCCAGGGAGGUGAAAGCUAUGGCGAAUCUGCGUAACCAACACGUGCUGCUCCUGCUGGGGGUCACCGAGAACCUCGAGUGGGACUAUGUGUCUGGGCCGGCUCUGGUGACAGGAUUCAUGGAGAAUGGCUCCCUCGCAGGGCUGCUGCAGCCCGCGUGCCCUCGGCCCUGGCCGCUCCUCUGUCGCCUGCUACAGGAGGUGGUACUGGGGAUGUGUUACCUGCACAGCUUGAACCCAGUGCUCCUGCACCGGGACCUCAAGCCCUCCAAUGUCCUGCUGGACUCAGAGCUCCAUGCCAAGCUAGCAGAUUUUGGCCUGUCCACAUUUCAGGGAGGGUCACAGUCAGGGUCAGGGUCCAGGGAUCCAGGGGGUACCCUAGCUUACUUGGCCCCAGAGCUAUUGGUUAAUGUCAACCGGAAAGCUUCCCCAGCCAGUGACGUCUACAGCUUUGGGAUCCUCGUGUGGUCGGUGCUGGCUGGAAGAGAAGCUGAGUUGGUAGACCAGACAUCACUAGUUCAGGAUGCAGUCUGUGAAAGGCAGAAUCGGCCUCCUUUGACAGAGCUGCCCUCAGCCGGCCCUGAGACUCCUGGCUUGGAAGUACUGAAGGAGUUAAUGAUGCGUUGCUGGAGUUCUGAGCCCAAGGACAGGCCAUCCUUCCAGGAUUGCCGACCAAAAACCAAUGAUACCUACAUCCUGGUACAGGACAAAAUAGAUGCUGCUGUCUCUGAGGUAAAGCAAUAUCUAUCUCAGCGCAGAAACAGCAACAGAAAGUUGUCUGUCCUAGAGCCAGGCCCUAGAGGUACAGAAAUGGAUGGCCCUGGGGAAAGCACAAUUUCUGAAAUGCUGAACCAUCUGCAACUGAAGGGGUCCCUCAGUCCAGUCCCUGAAAAGGGUGUACACCUUACUGAGAGGGGAAGAACACAGGAAGAACCCACUGGCCAUGCCACAUCAGCAGUGACAUCUUCAGAUCCAGUGGCUGGAAUUCCUCAAAUGCCACCCUUCAGAGGCCCAACACCCAGCCCAAACUCUGCUGAGACUCCAGGUCCUAACCCACAAAGGAAUCAGGGAGAUGGAAGACAUGACACCCAUUGGUCCUCCUGGACCCCAGGGCCAAAUCCAGCAGCAGGGCCAUUGCCAUCUGUGACCCUCAACAACUGUUCGGCAGUGCAGAUUGGAAACUACAACUACUUGACAGCCCAACCAAGAACUGCUUUGCCCAAGAAAGGCCCAACACAGUGUGGCAGGGGCAGGGGCUGGUAGCCCCUCCACAAGUAAAUCUCAGGGGACACCUGCAAGAGCCUGAAGUCUGGAGCACCCAGCACUGUUUAGGCAACAGCACAAUUAUAGUGGAAAAUAAAGCACUUUGUAAGCAAGCUGGAAUGGCUAAGACAAUCAUCGCCUCUUCCUGCAGCCCACAAAGUUCUUUGCGAGCAUUUAAGCCUACACCCAAAUUGACUUUUGACCUCUCUCCCAAAAGUCAAUAAAUACAAUAUGUUAACUA